This is a messenger RNA of Apodemus sylvaticus (European woodmouse), 1872 nucleotides long. It is a transcript of the gene Lrit1, whose product is annotated as leucine rich repeat, Ig-like and transmembrane domains 1. The transcript is spliced from 4 exons. Gene Ontology annotation, cellular component: endoplasmic reticulum membrane. NCBI's taxonomy places the organism in Eukaryota, Metazoa, Chordata, Mammalia, Rodentia, Muridae. The record is from RefSeq and is a predicted model, not a curated record. The coding region runs from base 1 to 1872 and encodes 623 amino acids. Gene Ontology annotation, molecular function: protein binding.
AUGUGGGUGGUCCUGGGCAUGCUCUGGCUCCUCGUGCUUGGGGGUCCUCACCAGGCCUGGAGCAUCUGUCCUUCUCAAUGCAGCUGCAGUCUGCACAUCCUGAGUGACGGCAGUAAGGCCAGGACAGUGGUGUGCAGCGACCCUGACUUGACUCUGCCCCCGGCUUCGAUUCCUCCGGACACCUGCAAGCUGCGCUUAGAGAGAACCGCCAUCCGCAGAGUGCCCGGAGAGACCUUCAGGCCUCUCAGCCGCCUGGAGCAGCUGUGGCUGCCCUACAAUGCUCUCAGUGAGCUUAGUGCCCUCGUGCUCAGGGGCCUGCGACGCCUACGAGAGCUGCGGCUGCCCGGGAACCGCCUGGUCACUUUCCCCUGGGCUGCGCUGAGGGACACGCCGCAGCUGCAGCUGCUGGACCUGCAGGCCAACCGCCUCUCAACCUUGCCGCCUGAGGCUGCACACUUCCUGGAGAACCUUACUUUCCUGGACCUCUCCAAUAACCAGCUGAUGAGGCUUCCGGAGGAGCUACUGGACACGUGGACUCAUCUGAAGACCGGGCCCUUCCUUUCCCGCCAUCAUUCCAGGCUAAUCUUAGGGCUUCAGGACAACCCCUGGGUAUGUGACUGUCGGCUCUACGACCUGGUUCAUCUUCUAGAUGGCUGGGCUUCAAACUUGAUCUUCGUCGAGGCUAGACUGAGGUGUGCCAGUCCACGCAGCCUGGCUGGAGUGGCCUUCAGCCAGCUGGAGCUAAGAAAGUGUCAGAGCCCAGAGCUGCGUCCAGGGGUGACCAGCAUCAUAUCCCCUUUGGGUAGCACUGUAUUGCUACGUUGUGGAGCAACUGGGAUCCCAGGACCUGAGAUGAGCUGGAGGAGGGCCAAUGGGCGACCACUCAAUGGCACAGUACACCAGGAAGUAUCCAGUGACGGCUCAAGUUGGAGUUUGCUGGAUUUGCCCGUUGUGUCUCUCUUUGACUCUGGGGACUACAUCUGCCAAGCCAAGAACUUCCUGGGAGCUUCUGAAACUCUUAUCUCCUUGAUUGUCACUGAGCCACAGACGUCUACAGAAUAUAGUGGGAUUCCAGGGGUCCUGUGGGAAAGGAUAGGGGAAGGGGCAGAAGCUGCUGCCUAUAACAACAAGCUGGUGGCCAGGCAUGUUCCCCACAUGCCUGAGCAUGUGGCCCUGGCUACCAAGCCCUCAAUGCCCAGCAUAAAGGAGGAGCUGGCUCUCCAGAACUUUCAGAUGGAUGUCCCAGCAGAGUUCUCCAGAGAGCCACCAGAACACCAGGACGCACAGAUGGUCAGGUCUCUCAAGGUGGUAGGAGAUACUUACCACAGUGUGUCUUUGGUGUGGAAGGCACCUCAAGCUGGGAACACAACUGCCUUCAGUGUCCUUUAUGCAGUCUUUGGGCAGAGAGACAUGCGAAGGAUGACUCUGGAGCCUGGGAAGACUAGUGUCACGAUUGAGGGACUUGCUCCAAAGACCAAGUAUGUGGCAUGUGUCUGUGUGCGCGGCCUGGUGCCUACGAAGGAACAGUGUGUCAUCUUCUCUACUGACGAGGUCGUGGAUGCAGAGGGCACCCAGCGACUCAUCAACAUGGUGGUGAUCAGCGUGGCCGCCAUCAUUGCACUGCCUCCCACCCUGCUGGUUUGCUGCGGGGCCCUCCGAAGACGCUGCCACAAGUGCCGGGCUGGGGGCUCUGCAGAGGCAUCUGGGGCCUACGUUAACUUGGAAAGACUACGCCACAGUGAGGAUGGCUCAGAGGUGCUGUCCAGGAGCAGCCUCAGUGAGGCCGACAGGCUUCUCUCAGCGCGGUCCAGCCUGGACUCCCAGGUCUUGGGGGUGAGGGGCGGCAGACGCAUCAAUGAGUACUUCUGCUGA